Molecule: messenger RNA, 7204 nt
Organism: Gilbertella persicaria
Lineage: Eukaryota; Fungi; Mucoromycota; Mucoromycetes; Mucorales; Choanephoraceae
Exons: 4
Coding region: 259-7032 (2257 amino acids)
Biological process (GO): L-citrulline biosynthetic process; L-glutamine metabolic process; 'de novo' pyrimidine nucleobase biosynthetic process
Cellular component (GO): cytoplasm; cytosol
Molecular function (GO): metal ion binding; aspartate carbamoyltransferase activity; carbamoyl-phosphate synthase (glutamine-hydrolyzing) activity
Source: RefSeq, a predicted model, not a curated record
GCUGACGAUUCCCGUAUUACACUUUUUUCUUCUAUCAAAUAAAUUCUCUUUCUUUCUUUUUACUUUAUUUAUACAUUUGCAUCUUGUGUUCCUUGAUCAAACGCACGUGCAAUUAAUUCAAUCAAAUCAAGUUCGUUGUCAUUUCUGCAUAGACCAGUUUAAGAUUUUUUAUACAAGAUCUUCCCUAUCUCUAAAUUAAAAGCUAUAUCCUUCUAUAAAAAGCCUCGCUUCUCUUAACUGAUAAACAUAUUCUUUAAAAUGGCAUCAAACAUCCCAGUUCCUCCUGCUACUUCUGCUCCUAUCAUUAAUUCUAUUCUCGGUGCUCACAUUACAGCUCCCGCUGCUAAUGCUACACCUAUCAGCCGUUCUCCUCGUUCUCCUUCUGCUCCUCAUCGCCCUGCUGCUGCCUUGGAGGAUCCCAAGGACGUCACUACUGCUGCACUUGUCUUGAAGGAUGGAACUAGCUUCCAGGGUAUUUCAUUUGGUUCAGAAACAAAGAGUAUUUCCGGUGAAUGUGUCUUCCAAACUGGUAUGGUUGGUUACCCCGAGUCUCUGACCGAUCCUUCUUACCGAGGCCAAAUCUUGGUUGUUACUUUCCCUUUGGUUGGUAACUAUGGUGUUCCUUCUCGUUCUGAAAUGGACGAGUUGCUCAAGGAUCUCCCCAAGAGAUUUGAAUCUAACCAGAUUCAUGUUGCUGGUUUGAUUGUGGGCAGUUAUUCUACUGACUACUCUCACUAUCUUGCUGAUUCAUCUCUUUCUACUUGGUUGAAGGAAAACGACGUUCCUGCUUUGUACGGUAUUGAUACUCGUGCUAUGACCAAGAAGAUCAGAGAAGAUGGUGUUACUUUGGCCAAGAUUUUAUUCCCUAAGAAGACUACUAGCGCCCUUGAAAAUGCUGCUUCUGCUCUUGGUCUUUCUUCUGGUGCUGAAGUCCCUGAAACUGAACGUUGGAAGAAGAAUUACGAAGACGUUGAAUGGGUUGAUCCCAAUGAUCGUAACUUGGUUGCUGAAGUUUCUAUCAAGGAACCCAAGAUCUACUAUCCUGAUCCCGCUAAUGCCAUCAAGACUCCCUCUGGCCGUACUAUGCGUGUUAUUGCUGUUGAUAUUGGUAUGAAAUACAACCAAAUUCGUUGUUUCGUCUACCGUGGUGUUGAACUUAAGGUUGUUCCUUGGGAUUAUGACUUUAGUGCUGAACCUGUUGAUGCCUUUGAUGGUCUUUUCCUUUCCAACGGUCCUGGUGACCCAACUACCAUUCAACUCACUAUCAAUAGAGUCCGCGAAUACAUCAACAACAUCAAGAAACCCAUCUUUGGUAUCUGUUUGGGUCAUCAAGUUAUGGCUCUUGCUGCUGGUGCCAAAACCAUGAAGAUGAAGUAUGGUAACCGUGGUCACAACAUCCCUUGUACUAGUAUGAUCUCUGGUCGCUGUUACAUCACUUCUCAAAACCAUGGUUAUGCUGUUGAUGCCUCUACUCUUCCUGAAAACUUCCAAGAACUCUUUGUCAAUGCUAACGACGGUUCCAACGAAGGUUUGAUUCACAAGACUUUGCCCAUCUUCUCUGUUCAAUUCCACCCUGAAUCUACUCCUGGCCCUCGUGAUACUGAAUUCUUGUUUGAUGUCUUUAUCAACAACAUCAAGGAAUGUCUUGAAAAGAACACCUUGGUUCCUGUUAGCUUGCCCGGUGGUACCAAGGCUGAAAAUGUCAAGAAGAACCCUCGUGUUCAUGUUGAAAAGGUUCUUGUCUUGGGUUCUGGUGGUUUGUCUAUUGGUCAAGCUGGUGAAUUUGAUUACUCUGGUUCUCAAGCUAUCAAGGCCUUGAAGGAAGAAGGUAUCUACACCAUCUUGAUUAACCCCAACAUUGCCACUAUUCAAACAUCCAAGGGUUUGGCUGAUAAGGUUUACUUCUUGCCUGUCACUCCUGAUUUUGUUCGCAAGGUUAUUGAGUUUGAAAGACCUGAUGGUAUCUACUGUACUUUUGGUGGUCAAACUGCCUUAAGUGUUGGUAUUGCUCUUAAGGAUGAAUUCGAAGGUCUUGGCGUCAAGGUACUUGGUACUCAAAUCGACACUGUCAUUACUACUGAAGAUCGUGAUUUGUUUGCUCAAGCCUUGUACGAAAUCAACGAAAAGUGUGCUCCUUCUGCUUCUGCAGUCACUGUUGAUGAGGCCAUUGCCGCGGCUAAAGACAUUGGCUACCCCGUCAUUUGUCGUGCUGCUUAUGCCCUUGGUGGUCUUGGUUCUGGUUUUGCCGAUAAUGAGAAGGAAUUGGUCGAACUCUGUAACAAGGCUUUUGCUACUUCUCCUCAAGUCUUGAUUGAAAAGUCCAUGAAGGGUUGGAAGGAAAUCGAAUACGAAGUUGUUCGUGAUUGUCAAGACAACUGUAUCACUGUCUGUAACAUGGAAAACUUUGAUCCUCUUGGUAUCCACACUGGUGAUUCUAUUGUCGUUGCUCCUUCUCAAACUCUUUCUGAUGAAGACUACAACAUGCUUCGUACCACUGCUGUUAAUGUCAUUCGUCACUUGGGUGUUGUUGGUGAAUGUAACAUUCAAUAUGCCUUGAACCCCUUCUCCAAGGAAUACUGUAUUAUUGAAGUCAAUGCUCGUCUUUCUCGUUCUUCUGCCCUUGCCUCUAAGGCUACUGGUUACCCUCUGGCCUUUGUUGCUGCCAAGCUUGGUUUGGGUAUUCCUUUGAACGAAGUUUCCAACAGUGUUACCAAGGUCACUUGUGCCUGUUUCGAACCUUCUUUGGAUUACUGUGUUGUCAAGAUUCCUCGUUGGGAUCUCAAGAAGUUCAACCGUGUCAGCACUGCUCUUUCUUCCUCUAUGAAGUCUGUUGGUGAAGUUAUGGCCAUCGGUCGUACCUUUGAAGAAACUAUGCAAAAGGCCAUUCGUGCCAUUGAUUACAACCUUGUUGGUUUUGAUGCUUCUGACUUGAUCAAUGAAGAAGAUAUUGAUUACGAACUUACUCAUCCUUCUGAUCAACGUUUGUUUGCUAUUGCUAACGCUAUGAAGAAGGGCUACACUGUUGACCGUAUCUGGGAAUUGACUAAGAUUGACAAAUGGUUCUUGAACAAGUUGAUGCGUAUUCACAACCUUGGUGAACGUCUUACUGGUUUCACCAAGGCUAAUGUUCCUGGUAACUUGAUUCGCUCUGCCAAGCAACUCGGUUUCUCUGAUCGUCAAAUUGCCAAUAAGCUCAAUAGUAACGAAUUGGCUGUUCGUAAGCUCCGUCAAGAAUUCGGUGUCACACCAUUUGUCAAGCAAAUCGAUACUGUUGCUGCUGAAUUCCCUGCUUUUACAAACUACUUGUACAUGACCUACAAUGCUAUUGAACACGAUAUUAGCUUUGAAGACAAUGGUGUUAUGGUCUUGGGUUCUGGUGUCUACCGUAUUGGUUCAUCUGUUGAAUUCGAUUGGUGUGCUGUCCGCUCCAUUCGUACUCUUCGUGAAAAGGGUAUCAAGACCGUCAUGGUUAACUACAACCCUGAGACUGUUUCUACCGAUUAUGAUGAAGCUGAUCGUCUCUAUUUCGAAAACAUCAACUUGGAAAGAGUUUUGGAUAUUUAUGAAAUUGAAAGGUCUUCUGGUGUUAUGAUGUCCAUGGGUGGUCAAACACCUAACAACAUUGCUUUGCCCUUAUACCGUCAAAACGUCAAGGUGCUUGGUACUUCUCCUGAAAUGAUUGAUAAUGCUGAAAACCGUUACAAGUUCUCUCGUAUGUGUGACAACAUUGGCGUUGAUCAACCUCUUUGGAAGGAAUUGACUAGCUAUGAAGAAGCUGAAGUCUUCUGUGCUAAGGUUGGCUACCCUGUCCUUGUUCGUCCUUCUUAUGUCCUUUCUGGUGCUGCCAUGAAUGUUGUCUCUUCCAAGGACGAUCUUGAAUCUUACCUUAAAGAAGCUGCUGCUGUUUCUCGCGAUUACCCUGUUGUUAUUUCCAAAUACAUUGAAGACGCCAAGGAAAUCGAAAUGGAUGCUGUUGCCUUGGACGGUAAAUUGAUCAUGCACGUUGUCUCUGAACACGUCGAAAAUGCAGGUGUUCAUUCAGGUGAUGCCACUUUGAUCUUGCCUCCUCAAGACUUGGACCCCGAAACUGUUCGUAAGAUUGAAGAAGCUACUGCCAAGAUUGGUCGUGCCCUUAACAUCACUGGUCCUUUCAACAUUCAAUUCAUUGCCAAGAACAAUGAAAUCAAGGUUAUCGAAUGUAAUGUUCGUGCUGCUCGUUCCUUCCCCUUCGUCUCCAAGGUCCUUGGUGUCGAUUUGGUUGAAAUGGCUACCACUGCUAUGUUGGGUCUUCCUGUUGCACCUUAUCCCAAGAUCAGCAUCCCUGAAGAUUAUGUUGGUAUCAAGGUACCUCAAUUCUCUUUCAGUCGUUUGUCUGGUGCCGAUCCUGUCUUGGGUGUUGAAAUGGCUUCUACUGGUGAAGUUGCUUGUUUCGGUAAAGAUAAGUACCAAGCCUACAUGAAGGCCUUGUUGGCUACUGGCUUCUCUCUUCCCAAGAAAAACAUCUUGCUCUCUAUUGGUUCUUACAAGGAGAAGAUGGAAAUGUUGCCUGCUGUUCGUAAAUUGCAUGAACUUGGCUACACCCUCUUUGCUACUACAGGUACUGCCGAUUUCAUUUCUGAACACAACAUUCCUGUGAAGCAUCUUGAUCUUUUGGAUGGCGAAGACAAACUUAAGGCUGAAUACUCUCUUCAACAACACUUGUCCAACAACAUGAUUGACUUGUACAUCAACUUGCCUUCCAGAAACCGUUUCCGUCGUCCUGCUUCCUACAUGUCUAAGGGUUACCGUUCUCGUCGUAUGGCUGUUGACUACUCCAUUCCUCUCUUGACUAAUGUCAAGUGCGCCAAGUUGUUUGUCGAGGCUCUUGCACGUAAGAAGGACUUUGAAAUCCUCGGUGUUGAUUUCAAGAGCAGCAGCUCCACUGCUACUCUUCCUGGUCUUUUCAACAUCAAUACUUUCUUGCCUUCUACUGACGAUCUUGCUGAAGUUACCAAGGCUUCUCUCAAGUCUGGUUUGACCACUGUUUCUGCUGUCUGUGACGAUAUCAAGGAUGCUUCUUCUCUUGAGACCAUGAGCAGUGCAGCCAAGAAAAACUCUGCCGUUGACUACUUGUUGAGUAUCACUGCUACUGCUGAAAACGCUGACAAGCUUGAUGAUGUCGCUUCUUCCGCUGCUGCUGUCUAUAUCAACACAGACAAGAUUGGUGGUGGUAAUGUCUCUGUCUUUGACUCUGUCUUUGAUUCCUGGCCUAGCGAUCAAAUCAUGAUUACUGAAGCCAAGGGUACUGAUCUUGCUUCCAUCUUGUUGCUUGCUUCUAUCCAUAACCGUGUCAUUCACGUCUCCAACGUAACCCACAAGGAUGAUUUGGCUUUGAUUGAGAUGACCAAGAGCAAGGGUUUGAAGGUGACCUGCGAUGUUUCCAUCUACUCUCUUUUCCUCAACACCACUCAAGUUGAAUCCAAGUUGUUGCCCUCUACUGCUGACCAAGAAGGUUUGUGGAAGAAGUUGAAGGUCAUUGACUGUUUCUCUCUCGGUUCUACUCCUUCUAAGCUCGAUGGUACUCCUUCUGCUGGUAUUGCUGAAGCCUUGCCUUUGCUUUUGACUGCCGUCUCUGAAGGCCGCUUGACUAUUCAAGACAUUAUUGAGCGUAUGAACGAGAACCCCAGACGCAUCUUUGGUCUCAUAAGCCAACCUGAUACUUACAUUGAAGUUGAAUUGGAUCGUAGCAAGGUCUGGAACACUGGUGUUCUUGCUGGCAAAAAGACUCAAGGUAUUGUCAGCCGUGUUGUAAUCAAUGGCGUUACUGUCUUUAUGGAUGGUGUCAUGAGAGUUAAUGAUAUUUUGGGUCGUGAUCUUUCUGUUCAAGCCAAGGCUGCUGAAGAAAGUAUCUCCAAGAAGACCGAUAGUGCUGCUUCUGCUGCUGCUGCUAACAGCGCCGCUGCUGCCAGCAACUUGACUGAUGUACCUGAAACUGCUCCUGAAAGAAAGUCUAUUCAACCUUUCGAUCCGAUCAAAUUGGCUGGUGCUAGUGAUCAACAACUUGUUCCUUUCACUUUACCUAGCUAUGAAAUCUCUGCUUCUCUUGCUCGUGUUGUCAGCCGAUCUCCCUUCUACCGCAAGCAUAUCUUGCGUUCCAAACAAUUUGAUCGUAGUGAUCUCCACUUGUUGUUUGGCGUCGCUCAUGAAAUGCGUAACUUGGUUGAGCUCUAUGGCUCUAUCAAUUUGUUGCAAGGUCGUGUCAUGAGUACCAUGUUCUUUGAACCUUCUACUCGUACUUCCAGUUCUUUCGAGGCUGCCAUGUACCGUUUGGGUGGUAAGGUUGUCUCUGUUACUGCCUCUACCUCUUCUGUUCAAAAGGGUGAAUCUCUUGCUGAUACUGUCCGUACUCUCGGCUGUUACUCUGAUGUGAUUAUCCUUCGUCACCCUCAACCUGGAUCUGCUCAAAUUGCUGCCAAGUACUCCAAGGUUCCUAUUAUUAACGCUGGUGAUGGUAUUGGUGAACACCCUACUCAAGCCUUCUUGGAUGUCUUUACUAUUCGUGAAGAACUCGGUACUGUCAAUGGUUUGACUAUCACACUCGUAGGUGAUUUGAAGAAUGGUCGUACUGUCCACUCUUUAGUCAAGAUCUUGGCCUACUACCAAGUCACUAUCAACUAUGUCUGCCCUGACUCUUUGUCUAUGCCUAAGGAUGUGAUGGAAGAAGUAGCUGCUGCUGGUAUCAAGCAAAACGUCUAUGCUUCUCUUGAUGAAGUCAUUGGUUCUACUGAUGUCUUGUACAUGACCCGUGUUCAAAAGGAACGUUUCAGUACUGAAGAAGAAUAUCUCCGUGUCAAGGAUGCCUUUAUCUUGAACAAUGAUGUCUUGAGUAAGGCCAAGUCUCAAAUGAUUGUGUUGCAUCCUUUGCCUCGUGUGAAUGAAAUCGAACCUGAAGUUGACUUUGACCAAAGAGCUGCUUACUUUAGACAAAUGCGUUAUGGUCUUUAUGUCAGAAUGGCCUUGUUGGCUCUUGUCAUGGGUACUCUUCGCGGUUAAAUCACUUAUAUAUAUAUAUACAUAGUUUACACACCUAUACAUACUUAUGCGUCGUUUUUUUUUUAUCUUAAUAAAUUGUUUAAAAAGCGGAAACUUUAAACUUGUUAAGAUGUUAGUAAUCACUUUUUAACAUGGAAUAAGUACUUUCCGCUAAAUGCAUCGUUUCUUGUGU